UUUUUCUGGCCUAACACCCAAGCCAGUGCUUCAGGAGAACAUUCUUUGCAAAUAACAUGAUUGAAAUAUCCAAAGGGUUUCUUCCUGCUACUGGGGUUCUUCAUCAUUAUCGUCCUGUUCCAGUUUCAUCAUCAGUUAGAGUUGAGGAAGGGGACACCGUAAGCAUCCAUUAUGAUCCCAUGAUUGCCAAGCUUGUAGUAUGGGGGAUAGUGCCCUUGGAGGUCUGUUUUUGUGGUAUGUUGAUCCUCCUUUUAGAGUACAUCGUUUGGCUAGUCGAACUAUGGAACUUGACGGCGAUGAUGAGUAUAGCUAUAAUGGCUCAAAAAGUUUAAAUGUUUCCAUAACCUAUUUGGAUGAUGGGAAAUUCCUAGUUGAGACAGGAGAAAGCACUUCCCCCUGUUUGGAGGUCAAAGUAGAACAGUUAAGCAAUGAAAACUAUAUAGUUGAAGUAGGCGGUGUAAGACUAAAUGUAAGCCUUGCCGUUUAUUCCAAGGACCAUUUUAAGCACAUCCACUUUUGGCAUGGUGAAUACCAUCAUCACUUCAAACAAAGUAUAGGUGUUGAACUGUUUGAUGAUGAUGAACUGCAACACAAACCUUCCAAUGACUCUGCAUUAUCUCAUCCCCCUGGAGGUCUUACGGCGGCAACACAAAAAGAUGGUGGUUCAAUUGGGCGACCCAUCAGGCUCUAGUGGACUGAAGAAGCUCCGGCCUGUUAUCCUUCCACUGCAGAGAGGAGGAGGUGUUCGCUGCUCUGUGAAACCAGCCUGACGCAAUACCCUCCGGUCUAAAGGCUGAGAAGUCUCGGCCUUCGCAAAGACUCCACAACCCAACUCACCACUUGGAACAGGCAGGCUCACACUACCAAGCCCAGCAAACAGAACUUUUGGCUACGGACUUAUUAAGAAGAAAUAUUCCUCUUGUGGUACCGAUGUGGGAGGAGGUGCGAGCCUUUCGUGGGGAAAAAAUGGAGAGAGAACUCUGAUGUACUUAUGUUUAUGCCCGGUGUUUGACAGAUUGAGAUUUGCGUUGUAUCAUUUUUCACCAAAAACUUAGGAAUGUAGAUGAAGCCUUGGUUUUUUUUUAUAUAUAUAUGGAAAUUGCACCAUUUUUGUUGAAGGGGCUUAUAUGUGAAGAAGCAGAGACAUAGCCUGGAAGCUUUUCUUCACUGAACAGAAUAGCAGAGAUGGGUUAGCUUUGAUUAAUUUAUCCCUGACAUUAUUUUCCUACUUUUUUUUUUUUAGUUAAAUUGUGCGGGCUGAAGUUUUAGAAAUGAAUUAAAGUUGCAGCGGCGGUAUGUAUAGAUUAGUUGUGGUCGGAAAAUGGUGAAAAAGCGUGAGCAUUAUUUGGAAUGGAGGUGGAGGGAAGGUGUGCAUUUAGUUUAGUUCUGCUUUUCUUUGUUUUUUUUCCCCUGUUUGUUUAAGAAAUGAAAAAAUCUAUGAAAUGUUUGGCUAAUAGUAUCUCUUUAUUGUUUUAUAUUAUCAAUUCUUACACAAUUUUGACAUUUUCUUAAAUUGGAGAUUCCUUUUUCCUCGAAUUGCUCAAAGUCGUAGUGAAUUGUUGAUUCAUUCUUGGGGGCUCAACGAGAGGCUGCUGCAUCUUUUGGCAUAAACACAAUCUUGCUUGAGAAAUAUAUUAA
This is a messenger RNA of Ipomoea nil (Japanese morning glory), 1638 nucleotides long. Its product is annotated as methylcrotonoyl-CoA carboxylase subunit alpha, mitochondrial-like. The coding region runs from base 200 to 691 and encodes 163 amino acids. NCBI's taxonomy places the organism in Eukaryota, Viridiplantae, Streptophyta, Magnoliopsida, Solanales, Convolvulaceae. The transcript is spliced from 6 exons. The record is from RefSeq and is a predicted model, not a curated record.